This is a messenger RNA of Colletotrichum spaethianum, 372 nucleotides long. RefSeq lists its product as uncharacterized. The record is from RefSeq and is a predicted model, not a curated record. NCBI's taxonomy places the organism in Eukaryota, Fungi, Ascomycota, Sordariomycetes, Glomerellales, Glomerellaceae. The transcript has a single exon. The coding region runs from base 1 to 372 and encodes 123 amino acids.
AUGCGUCCAAGCAGGCUGUUGCGGUCGUUGACGAGCUAUGUGCUCGCGGCGCAAAGCGUCCUCGCCGAUGCCGGUUCGCAGAAGCCCCUCGGGACUUUGCCGGAUUCCGAAACGCUGCGAUCGGCUAAGGCGGCGCCCGUGUUGAAUGGCCUGGCGACUUCGUCGUGGCACGCAGCGAGGCUGAACUACUCGUCGCCGGCGCCGCACCUGUUCGCUUCGACGUACGGGCUACUGCAGCAGUGGAGCAACACUGUGUUCCCGAACGGGCAUACGAUGGCAGCGGUGGAAAUUCCGGCAUUCACGUUGCUAUAUCACGGGAGGAUGGAUGAGGAGGGGGCGCCGAGCCCCGAGUGGCUUGCUUUUGAUAUGUGA